Exophiala xenobiotica is the source of this 831-nucleotide messenger RNA. RefSeq lists its product as uncharacterized. Gene Ontology annotation, cellular component: proteasome regulatory particle, lid subcomplex; nucleus; cytosol. Gene Ontology annotation, biological process: proteasome-mediated ubiquitin-dependent protein catabolic process. The coding region runs from base 1 to 831 and encodes 276 amino acids. The record is from RefSeq and is a predicted model, not a curated record. Lineage: Eukaryota; Fungi; Ascomycota; Eurotiomycetes; Chaetothyriales; Herpotrichiellaceae. The transcript has 2 exons.
AUGCCUGCACCCACGGGCUCGCAAUCUACUUCCCUCGACGCGAUCCUCCAUUCGCUUCAACAGUCUUUCGACCACGGCGACGCGGCCCAAGCACACUCACAACUACAGAAAGCGAAGCUAGCUCUUCUACAACAGAAUGCCCUCAUACCCUCACAGCAAACACAUCCUUCCACGCUGGCGACGGCACGAUCGAUACUAGAGGCCGGUGCUCUUCUGUCAAUACGCUCGAGAGAUCCUGAAUCUUUUGUGCGGUACUACUCCCAACUUCAGCCCUUCUACGACUUCCCCGGUCUGCAGCAGACUCCCUCCCAGAACCGAUCAAAGCUUACCGGACUUUACUUGCUUCUACUGUUGAGUCAGGGCGACUAUGCUGGCUUUCACACACUGCUGGAAUCUUUGAUCGUGGCAGAAGGCUCGAAUGGCGCUUCAACAGUGGAGGAUGACCAAUACAUCAAAUACCCAAUCGAACUGGAGCGAAGUUUAAUGGAGGGAAGCUAUGAUCAGGUGUGGAGAAAGACGAACGGCCGAGACGUUCCUGGGGAGGAGUUUGCCUUGUUUUCGGAUAUUCUGAUCAACACGAUUCGACUGGAGAUCGCCUCCUGCGCUGCCCGCUCAUAUCCCUCUCUUCCAAUUGCUUCGGCUAAGAACCUCCUUUUCCUUGAUUCCGAAGGCGCUGUGAUGGACUUUGCAAAUGAACAGGGUUGGAGUCUUGAAGAAGGUCGGAUAUACUUCCCUGGAUUGGAGGAUGCGAAGAAGACGGAAGAGGGUGACCAGAAAGAGGUGAUCAAUCAUAUGGUCGGAUAUGCCAGGGAGCUGGAGAUGAUUGUUUGA